AUGUCGACACCGCCCGACGAGAAUGCGAAUCUUGUCCGAACAUUGACGAAUGCGCUGAGAGUGGCCCAUGACGAGAUUGCCCGUUUGAAAGCCCAGAUUGCUGCACAUACGACGGAGUUGGAGUUGGUGAAGGGUCGCGGUUCGACUAGCAGGAUCGAUGAAGCAAGCCAAACGCGUCGAGGCGCUGGAUCUACCUUGCAACAGCAGAUCGCACGAUCAGGGGACCGAGAACGACACUUGCCAGCGGAGGUAGCGACGCAGCCCGCCUUUGACAAGGAGAUGCAGGCCCUUCGAGAGGAGCGAGAUACCGCGGUCAAGGACCGCCACAUGCUGUUACAGACUUUGGCUGCGCAUGAGCGGGAGAUUUCAGACCUGCGCCAGGUUAUCGAAGGUCGGGAAAGCUAUGUACGCGCGGAGCCGCUACCAGGGCAAGAAAAAAUCCCACUAUCCAAUACCAUUUCGGAACUCCUCGCAUCCAACUCAAAUCCAACGCAGAGUGGAUCGCCUGAAGCUUUUGAAACCAAUUCUGCAACCAACGCAACCACAUACCAAUCCUGUACCCGUUGUUCGUUAACCCAGACCCCGAAAUGGAGAAAGCAUCCGCAGACAGGCGACCCAUUGUGUAACGCCUGUGGUCUCUAUGUCACCCGCAUCACGAACUUCAAAUACGAUUUGGGACCAAAUUCCGACCAAGACGAUAUCGUGGAAGGCGCUUCAGGGAGCGAAUUCGAUGGAGAUGACGAUGGGUCUAGUUAUGGACCCGGGGCGGUUGUUCUCAGCUGCGCGCAAUGCUUGGAGACAAAGACUGCGUUUUGGCAUUGGCCACCUGGCGGAGGAAAGCCGCUAUGUGGAACUUGUGCGCCACGAAAGACUUCAAGUUCCGCAAAACGCAAGGUUGAUGAAGACGAAAGUAAUGUAGCCCGCGCGAAAAAAACAAAGUCUCGCGGUGUGGACGACGACGCCGAAUGGCAAGGCAGCACGAGUUUCAAAUCGACUGCUUCUUCUUCUCCGAGCCGCACAGGCGGCUGUGCUCAUUGUGGAACGACGAAAACGCCUCAUUGGCGCCGAUCAUUGGCGGGUUUGCAGGUGUGCAACGCAUGUGGGCUGCAGGAUAGGAAGCGUGUAGCUUGA
This is a messenger RNA of Mycena indigotica, 1131 nucleotides long. Its product is annotated as Zinc finger gata-type protein. Gene Ontology annotation, molecular function: DNA-binding transcription factor activity, RNA polymerase II-specific; zinc ion binding; RNA polymerase II cis-regulatory region sequence-specific DNA binding. The record is from RefSeq and is a predicted model, not a curated record. The coding region runs from base 1 to 1131 and encodes 376 amino acids. The transcript is spliced from 8 exons. Lineage: Eukaryota; Fungi; Basidiomycota; Agaricomycetes; Agaricales; Mycenaceae. Gene Ontology annotation, biological process: positive regulation of transcription by RNA polymerase II; negative regulation of transcription by RNA polymerase II.